GAACCUCCGGCGGCGGCUCGCGGGUGGCAAAGCGUGCACCGCGCACGUUGCCUCGUCUGGAACCCCGGCCCUGCCUUUCUGGCGCUCCGCAGCGAGAGCUGCUCGAACGUGGGCGAGGCUCGCGGGAGGGUCCCGGGCCUCAGUUUCCCCGUCUGUGACACGGACCCCGCGAGCAGCGGCCCCAGGAGGGUCGUUGUGAUUGACCAGAUGUCAGUCUGCGCGGGCCGCGGCACGCGUCUGGGCAGCUGUCACCCGGCGCGAGUGUGCUGCAGUGGGGGGCAGUGGGUAUGGUUUGGGGGGUGUCGUGAGCCGGCCUGCUGCCGGGGUAACUGGAGUCUCUUUAAAUUCUGACUCACGGGCGCUCUCCUCCGAGCGCUCCCGUUGGUUACACCCCGGCUAAGUCAGGUCGGAUGUUGCUAGGUCGCCUGGAGGUUUCUAGGGCCGAGCAGCCCAGAAGACGCGCGCGCGGCCUCGAGGGAGCGCUCCGGGCACUGAGCGCCCGCGACCGACGCGCCGGUGCUGGUGGUGACACGGAGGCCCGUCGGCGGCCACCGCCCGAUCCUGCAGGGGAAUCGAGACGGCGUCCUUCAGAAGCCGACCAUGAAUGGCUCCGAGAACCACCCCACGUCCUACGACUACGACCUCAUCAUCGUCGGCGGGGGCUCGGGAGGACUGGCAGCUGCCAAGGAGGCAGCCAAAUAUGACAAGAAGGUAAUGGUUCUGGAUUUUGUCACUCCAACCCCUCUCGGAACUAGAUGGGGUCUCGGCGGGACGUGUGUGAACGUGGGCUGCAUCCCCAAGAAGCUCAUGCACCAGGCUGCUCUGCUGGGCCAGGCCGUGCGCGACUCUCGCAACUACGGCUGGGAUAUCCAGGACUCAGUUAAACACGACUGGGAGAAAAUGACAGAAGCUGUGCAGAAUCACAUUGGCUCGCUCAACUGGGGCUACCGGGUGGCUCUGCGGGAGCGCAAGGUCACCUAUGAGAACGCCUAUGGCCAGUUUGUUGGUCCUCACACCAUCAAGGCAAGAAAUAACAAAGGCCAAGAAAAAACGUAUACAGCGGAGAGGUUUCUCAUUGCCACUGGUGAAAGGCCGCGGUAUUUGGGAAUCCCUGGUGACAGAGAAUACUGCAUCAGCAGUGAUGACCUUUUCUCCUUACCGUACUGCCCGGGGAAGACUCUGGUGGUCGGAGCAUCCUACGUUGCUUUGGAAUGUGCUGGGUUUCUCGCUGGCAUUGGCCUAGAUGUCACGGUUAUGGUGCGGUCCAUUCUCCUUAGAGGAUUUGACCAGGACAUGGCCGAAAAAAUCGGUGAACACAUGGAAGAGCACGGUGUCAAGUUCAUCAGAAAGUUCGUGCCAAUACAGAUCGAACAGAUUGAAGCCGGGACACCUGGCCGACUCAAGGUGGUGGCCAAGUCCACGGAGGGCGACGAGACCAUCGAGGGAGAGUACAACACGGUCCUGCUGGCAAUUGGAAGAGAUGCCUGCACGAGGAAAAUUGGUUUAGAAACCGUGGGUGUAAAGAUAAAUGAAAAGACUGGAAAAGUGCCCGUCACCGAUGAAGAGCAGACCAACGUGCCUUACAUCUACGCCAUCGGCGAUAUCCUGGAGGGGAAGCUGGAGCUCACCCCCGUGGCCAUCCAGGCGGGCAGGCUGCUGGCACAGCGGCUGUACGCUGGCUCCAGGAUAAAGUGUGACUAUGAAAACGUUCCAACAACUGUAUUUACUCCAUUGGAAUAUGGUGCUUGUGGUCUUUCUGAAGAGAAAGCUAUAGAGAAAUUUGGGGAAGAAAAUAUUGAGGUUUACCACAGUUUCUUUUGGCCCUUGGAAUGGACGAUCCCAUCGAGAGAUAACAACAAAUGUUACGCGAAAGUCAUCUGUCAUAUCAAAGACAACGAGCGCGUCGUGGGCUUCCACGUCCUGGGCCCGAAUGCUGGAGAGGUGACCCAGGGCUUCGCGGCCGCCCUCAAGUGCGGACUGACCAAGGCCCAGCUGGACAGCACCAUUGGGAUCCACCCCGUGUGUGCAGAGGUCUUCACGACGCUGUCGGUGACCAAGCGUUCUGGCGGCAACAUCCUGCAGGCCGGCUGCUGAGGUUAAGCCCCGGUGCGGGUGCCGCCCGCCACACUCCGCCCCGCGCCCCUCCGGCCCCGAGCCAGGGCGAGGAAGACUUCGGGAACGGUCUCGAACUUCUUCUCCGGCCCGGGGCGCCCCUCGCGCUCUCCGUGGGGGUCGGAAGCAGCGGGCGGAAGGCAGACGGCACCGCACUGGGGUUCCCGCCAGCGGCUGAGCCCGGCGCCCGGCAGGCACCCCAGGGUGCGUCCAUGAAGUCACCGGCCUCAAGCCUGCGGGUGGGCAGUGAUGGAACCUUGUCGGCGCUCUUCAGCCUCCCUCUCUGAGGGCCCUUCCCCGCCUGGAGGACCCUCCCCCCCUCUCCCUAUAGACUCCUCUUCUCUCCCUCUCUGUCUUAAGGCGUUACUGGUCCUAGUUAGGAAAAAAGGUUAGCAGUGGGCUCUGGCUUAGGGCUGGGUGGGCACCUUGCCCCGUGAAGGAGCACUGCCCAGACCCAGUCGCAGUGAACAGUGUACGACAUCCCCUCCCUGUUUAGCAGUGUCCCCUGAUUUAAAAGAAAAAAAAAAAACCCGUUUCCAAAGCAAGUCAGUGGAAGGCUGGGUCUGGCCCGGGCGUGGCUGCUCGCGGGCAGGGGGCGGCUGGCUUGGCCCUGGAGCUGGACACAGAGUGUCCCGCUGUGCUUUCCCAUCUGUCUGUCUGUCUGUCGUGUCCUUUUUCUGAGAACUGUGCCCGUAGGAACACAAUUCUUUCCACCCUUUUGUAAUCAUCCCAUUUUAAAGCAAACGCGUACUCGCCUAAGUUAUUCUCCAACACAGGUGGAUGUGAAGGAUUUUCAGAAGAAAACUAAAACCAAACCAAACCUGGUGGUUUGGGAGCCAGCGAGAUCGAACAGGGUUUAAGGCGCUCACCUUGCCGAAUCUGAUGACGAGCAUUCAUCCGGCCCUUUGAGCACUUGCUCAGGAGCAAGCCCUGAGCACUGAGCCGGGGAGAGCCCCUGAGCAUAGCUUGGUGUGGCCCCGGAACCAAAUAACACCACCCCCCCAAAAAAAAAAAAGACCCCAAGUGGUUUUGACUUUCUGUGCCCCUGGGCUUUGUCGGGUGGUGCCCGCCCACAGUGGCUCUUCCUGCCAGCGCUGCCCCCGGCCCGGCUGAACACACAAUGCCCAGUGGCCGCGGGGCUUCUGCGGGCGGCUCAGCCCGGCCCGCCCGGCCCAGCGGCGACCCUGAGCGGCUCCUUCCAAGUGCAUUUCUUGGUCACCUCAGGGAACCCCCUCGUCUUCCUGGCGCUCGGUCGGCAGAGCACCUGGCCCUGCCCACCCGGCCCUGCCUCCCGCCCGUCCUGGGCCCCGGAAGCAAGGAGGGAAAGAAGGGGCCCUGGAGGCCGGGUGCAUUUUUAUUUAUUCUUAUUAAUUUUUUUUAAUUGUUUUCCCCCCUCCGAAUCUGCCCAUCUCUGCCAUGGAAACAAUAGACAGCUGACAGGGUCCCGUCUAAUCAUGUUGUGGCUCCCUCUGAGCGGGCAGAGCGUUCUGUCCCCACCGGGAGGGUCACAGAAGGCCUCGUGGCGAGCCUUGUGCAGAGUCUGCCCACCCGGUGCGCUGACGCACAUCCAGGAUCUCGUCUGUUUUUGUUGUCUGUCUCCUGAAGAGAAGCAAUGUGAAACAUUAAAAGUGUUAAUGCCCA
Sorex araneus (European shrew) is the source of this 3753-nucleotide messenger RNA. It is a transcript of the gene TXNRD1, whose product is annotated as thioredoxin reductase 1. The transcript has 15 exons. Gene Ontology annotation, biological process: glutathione metabolic process; cellular response to oxidative stress; cell redox homeostasis. Bases 601 to 2094 code for a protein of 497 amino acids. Gene Ontology annotation, molecular function: glutathione-disulfide reductase (NADPH) activity; thioredoxin-disulfide reductase (NADPH) activity; flavin adenine dinucleotide binding. NCBI's taxonomy places the organism in Eukaryota, Metazoa, Chordata, Mammalia, Eulipotyphla, Soricidae. The record is from RefSeq and is a predicted model, not a curated record. Gene Ontology annotation, cellular component: cytosol; mitochondrion.